ACGAAGAAGGUACGAAAAGUCGAAACAGAGAAAAUUUCCAGUCGCCGUCAACAUUCUCCUCUGGUACGGACGAAAACAAAGAAGCGAAAGCGAUGAACGUAGUUCACGGGCUGAAGAGGAUUCCUCGCAUCAAAUUUCCUCAGCGGCAUUUGAAACCUUCAGAGGGGACGAAGCAGGUGGAAAAUGAAGCUGAUACGUUUUUCUUCUCCAAUUUGAACAUCCCAAGGACUGUGGGCGGGAAGGCGUCAUCGCAGCCAAAGCGUACGCCAGUUUCAAACGAAGAGAUGGAAGCCAUA
Molecule: messenger RNA, 296 nt
Organism: Thlaspi arvense
Lineage: Eukaryota; Viridiplantae; Streptophyta; Magnoliopsida; Brassicales; Brassicaceae
Source: the annotation of a GenBank genome assembly